Messenger RNA from Doryrhamphus excisus (bluestripe pipefish), 5201 nucleotides. Its product is annotated as putative ATP-dependent RNA helicase DDX17. Gene Ontology annotation, molecular function: RNA helicase activity; ATP binding; nucleic acid binding. The record is from RefSeq and is a predicted model, not a curated record. NCBI's taxonomy places the organism in Eukaryota, Metazoa, Chordata, Actinopteri, Syngnathiformes, Syngnathidae.
UGAAUAGCAAAUUUCAGUUACGCCGUAAAAGAGGGCAGGGAAAAUAAACAGCGAAAGCGCUAAGUUUCGUUUAGCCUGUUUAUGUUACGCGUCACAAACUGCUUGGCUCAUUUGAAUUUAAUCGUAAUUUUGGUCACAAAGAAAGGUAUUUGUGUAAUGAGUAAGUUGACUGUGUUUGCUGGAAGAUAAGAGUGUCUGUGGUCAAUUGGAAAAUUGUGGACGAAAAGAGUCGAAGUAGCUAAGUGGCCCACAUAAAGUACUGUUGUUUUUGUGACCAUGAGACGGGGCUCCUCUUAUGGCGACAGAGACAGGGACCGUGGACGAGACAGGCCUCGUUCUGCGCCUGUGGGUCUUCGCAAUAGUGGCCCCUCGCCUAUGAGGUUUGGGAAUCCAGGGGACCGUCUCCGGAAAAAGAAGUGGAACAUGGAUGAGCUGCCAAAAUUUGAGAAGAACUUCUACACUGAGCACCCAGAAGUCCAACACUUGAGUCAGUAUGAAAUGGAAGAGUUUCGGAGUAAGAAGGAGAUCACCAUUAAAGGCUCUGACUGUCCCAAAGCUGUUAUCACUUUUCAACAGGCACAGUUUCCACAAUAUGUGAUGGAGGUGUUGAUGCAGCAGAACUUUACGGAGCCGACAGCAAUCCAGUCUCAGGGCUUCCCUGUGGCUCUGAGUGGCAAGGACAUGGUGGGCAUCGCACAGACCGGAUCUGGAAAGACUCUCGCUUAUCUACUUCCUUCUAUUGUGCACAUUAAUCAUCAGCCCUACCUGGAGAGAGGAGAUGGACCUAUUUGUUUGGUCCUGGCACCAACAAGAGAGCUGGCCCAGCAGGUCCAACAGGUGGCUUAUGAGUACGGCAAGUCUUCCAGAAUCAAAAGCACCUGUGUCUACGGCGGAGCGCCCAAAGGACCACAGAUACGAGACCUUGAGAGAGGUGUUGAGAUCUGCAUUGCCACGCCCGGUCGCCUGAUUGACUUUCUGGAGUCAGGAAAGACCAACCUGCGCCGCUGCACUUACCUUGUCCUGGAUGAAGCUGACCGCAUGCUGGACAUGGGUUUCGAACCACAGAUUCGCAAGAUUGUUGAUCAAAUCCGGCCUGACAGACAAACCCUAAUGUGGAGCGCAACCUGGCCCAAAGAUGUCCGUCAACUUGCUGAAGACUUUUUAAGAGACUACAUUCAGAUAAAUGUUGGCGCCCUGGAGCUCAGUGCCAACCACAACAUCCUGCAGAUUGUCGACGUUUGCAUGGAGGAUGAAAAGGACCACAAACUCAUACAGCUGAUGGAGGAGAUUAUGGCAGAGAAGGAGAACAAAACCAUCAUCUUUGUGGAGACCAAGAAACGCUGUGAUGAUCUGACGAGAAGGAUGAGGAGGGAUGGGUGGCCAGCCAUGUGUAUCCAUGGAGACAAGAGUCAGCCAGAGAGAGACUGGGUGCUCACAGAAUUCCGAAGCGGGAAAGCUCCCAUUUUGAUUGCCACCGAUGUUGCCUCUCGGGGUCUGGAUGUGGAAGACAUCAAAUUUGUCAUCAACUACGACUAUCCCCACUCGUCUGAGGAUUAUGUCCACCGAAUCGGACGUACAGCCCGCAGCACCAACAAGGGCACCGCCUACACCUUCUUCACGCCCGGGAACGCUCGUCAGGCGAGGGACCUUGUCCGAGUUUUGGAGGAGGCCAAUCAGGCUAUCAACCCCAAGCUGCUUCAGAUGGUCAAUUCAGGCCACGGAAGAGGAGGCGGUGGAAGAAUGCGUUACCGUGGCGGCAGCUCCAACAAUCCGAACCUGAUGUACCAGGACGAGUGUCAUCGCCGCAUGCACCCCGGAGAGGGAACCAGCGGCGGCAGGGACAGCCGCUCCGGUUACGGCCACAGCGACCACAGCCGCGAUGCCAGAAACGGCCUCAGUUCGGAUCAGUUCCAGGGUUACGGUGGCGGCUACAAGUCCCGCAGCGGAGUCCCGUCUGCAAGUAGCGGAGGCAUGGAUCAGUCGAGUCAGCUUCAGGGUCAGUUCACCCAGCCUCCUCCUCCUACUCCUCCUCCGUCUGUGCCGCCGGGGGGGCCUCAGCCUCUCAUGGCUCAGCAGUUUCCCGCACCGCAGCCCCCAUUAAUGGGCUUCAUGGGGCAGCCGCCCUACCGUUUUAACCCUCCUGGCCCUUCAACCCGCUAGUAGUGAUAUGACAAAAACAUACAUACUAGAUUCCAAUGGUGUGUUUUUUGCUAUGGUAGCCUGCGUCAUGUAUGUGUCUGGUUUACGUCAGCAUUACAUUCAGCUGGUUUCAUAUUUUUAAUAUAACAUGCAUGCAUACACACAAAUGAGAUUCACUUGUCUGUGCAUUUAUUGAUUCAGUUUUUAAGUAUUUUGGAACAUCUGAACUCUUGGUCAGUCUCUGACAAAACAGAAAGGACAAAACGAUAAUGAUCUAACCGUAAAUUGAAUGACCUUUUUUGGUCUACAGGCCAUUUUUUUAUAGAUAUUUAUAUGAGAAGACGGAAGCAAGGCAGUUAUUACAAAGCAAAGCAUAAAUUAUUUGCAGAGGGUCGGGGCAUUGUCACCAGUUAUUUUUUGGAAAGGUAUUUCUAUUUGGGAUUAUACUAUCUGGGGGUCAUGAUGGCUUUUGGGGAAAGGACACGGAAAGGAAAAAGUCUCAUCCUUGGGGAAUAUUUUCUAUUUUUGAAGAUGAUAUCGUCAUAUUUCUGAGCACCACCUGUUGUACAAAGUGGAGGUUGCCCUUUCAAGACACUUUGACAUUCCAUGUCCCUCGCGGGUCUUAGCAAGUUACUGCACCAGUUCUUCAUAACACUUUUUAAAAAUAGUUCGCUAUGUGGCUUAUAGACUUUUGAUAAAACAAUUUGAUAGCAUGCACCGUCAUUGGUGUUUUAUUAUACAGUAUGUAAUAUAUGCACAUAUGUUUAUUAAAUCAAUGUAUGCCACAUUCAUCAUUUCUCUAAUGAGAUGAUUUGAUACAAGCUCUGCACACGCUGUGUUUUCACUCUUUAGGGCUAGCUGGAAUUCUGCUCUUGUUGGGCCUCACUAUAGUGGGACUGUUUGGGUUUGGGACAAUGUCCAGGUGAGGUCAGUAUACAGUAUGUGCCUGUCAACUGUUUGGCUUGGAAUUAUUGACAAAUGUAUAUCUGUUGGUGCAUAUUUUUAUUUUAGUAUUUGCUUGUAAUUGAUGAAAAAAUGUUCAAAAAGAUGGCCUUGACAAUCUUUGAAAAAAAAAACUAGAUAGAAAUAUUUCAAGAAUGCACAUAUUGUAUGUUAUGUGUACUUUUUUGGUUGAUUAUAGCUUCCAGCUGUAAUCAUAUUCCAUUUCAUAAAGCUGCACCUGUACAAUUGUAGGUUCCGACUGUUUUCAUGUACAAUAUGAAUUCAAUGGAACACAUUAAAAAUGUUUUGUAACCACGUUACUGGUUCUUGACUAGUAACACUUAAGAAUGAAAAUGAAACCAAUCUGCCACCAUAUUCUUUAUUUUAAUAUCUGUAUAAUCUCAGCGGCCGUCGACCCAUGCUGUAAAUUAUUCUCAUGUACCAUUUGAUGCAGACAAACAUCACAAGAGAUUCACAGUACAUAAAACGUAUGCACAAAUGAAAAGAAUGACCUUCAUCUCAGGCACGUGUGGUAGAAAAUCACUGAUCAGAUGUCAGCGAUGUCAACUUAGGACUUUGCGGUGUCCCUCUUUGGGUCAAACGUCAAGAAAGGCAGCAAACGAGGAAAGACAACAUUCUGUCAAAAGGACAUGUCUCGUGCAAAAAAUCAAAUAAGUGCAUGUGAUAUCAUUCUAUUGAUCCUGAGUCAAAUCCAAUGUAAAGAUUGUUAGAAUAUUUCUAAAGUGCUGAAACGUUAAGAAUGUCUUCAUGUCAGGAAAUCACAGCUGUUUGUGUAACUUUACCAGCAACACGAUUAGGUUUCAUAAUGAAAAUAAUUGUCGUUUGAUAUAGCUAAUCAUGAAAAACGAUUGAUACACCAUCCUGACGCUGAUGUUCUGCAAUUCUGGAUGAACAUUUGCAGUAAAAUUGUAAUUAUAUUAAAUUCAGCAAGAAGGAAUUAACAUACUCUUGCAAUCCAAUAUUGUUCACAGUUCAUAUUGUUGCCUUUGAUCACCCAGCAUGCCUUGCAGGCAUUUGGAAAUAAGAGUUUCAAGUUGCAUGUUAUUUUACACGGUAGUAGUAGUAGUAAUUGAGUUAUGUGGACGAGUUUAGUUUUUGUUGCACCGUGAGCAAGUACUGUAUCUCGUUCUGUUUGAUGUUUUAACCCAAUGUGGCAUGCCUUGCGGGCAUUUGGAAAUAAGAGUUUUAAGUUACAUGUUAUUUUACACGGUAGUCGUAGUAUAGUUUUUGUUGCACCGUGAGCAAGUACUGUAUCUCAUUCUGUUUGAUGUUUUAACCCAAUGUGGCAUGCCUUGCGGGCAUUUGGAAAUAGGAGUUUUAAGUUACAUGUUAUUUUACACGGUAGUAGUAGUAGUUUAGUUUUUGUUGCACCGUGAGCAAGUACUGUAUCUCGUUCUGUUUGAUGUUUUUAACCCAAUGUGGCAUGCCUUGCGGGCAUUUGGAAAUAAGAGUUUUAAGUUACAUGUUAUUUUUACACGGUAGUAGUAGUAGUAGUUUAGUUUUUGUUGCACCGUGAGCAAGUACUGUAUCUCAUUCUGUUUGAUGUUUUAACCCAAUGUGGCAUGCCUUGCGGGGCAUUUGGAAAUAAGAGUUUUAAGUUACAUGUUAUUUUUACACGGUAGUAGUAGUAGUAGUAGUUUAGUUUUUGUUGCACCGUGAGCAAGUACUGUAUCUCGUUCUGUUUGAUGUUUUAACCCAAUGUGGCAUGCCUUGCGGGCAUUUGGAAAUAAGAGUUUUAAGUUACAUGUUAUUUUACACGGUAGUAGUAGUAUAGUUUUUGUUGCACCGUGAGCAAGUACUGUAUCUCAUUCUGUUUGAUGUUUUAACACAAUGUGGCAUGCCUUGCGUGGCAUUUGGAAAUAAGAGUUUUAAGUUACAUGUUAUUUUUACACGGUAGUAGUAGUAGUAGUAGUUUAGUUUUUGUUGCACCGUGAGCAAGUACUGUAUCUCGUUCUGUUUGAUGUUUUAACCCAAUGUGGCAUGCCUUGCGGGCAUUUGGAAAUAAGAGUUUUAAGUUACAUGUUAUUUUUACACGGUAGUAGUAGUAGUAGUAGUAGUUUAGUUUUUGUUGCACCGUGAGCAAGUACUGUAUCUCAUUC